Molecule: messenger RNA, 435 nt
Organism: Acytostelium subglobosum LB1
Lineage: Eukaryota; Evosea; Eumycetozoa; Acytosteliales; Acytosteliaceae
Exons: 1
Source: RefSeq, a predicted model, not a curated record
AUGGUGACGGCCAAAGGUAGACCUUCUGGCACGGCUACGACAAUGAUUGUGAUGGCACCGAUCACCAUGGUGGUGACCUCACUGGCCGCUUCCUUUGGCAUGUCUCUCCUGUCGACCUUGAUCUCGAUGAAGUAUUUGGGAAUGAUGAUGAGCAACAACAGGACGGCUGCAGUCAUACCAAACUUUCCAAUGUUGCCGGCAAGGUGGGCGAGCUUCUUCUGGAGUGGGGUGUCCUCGGACUCAACACGCAGGGACAUCAUGGUCUUGCCAUUGAAGGAGUUGACGCCGACUGCGGUAACCAUCAUCUUGCCAAAGCCCUCGAGAACCUGGCUUCCAGAGAUGAAGAAUGGAUCAUGGCCAUCAUUGCCCUUCUUGAUUGGAUUGGACUCGCCAGUAAUGGAUGACUCGUCACAAGAGAUUGAGUGGCCGUCGACG